Neohortaea acidophila is the source of this 1440-nucleotide messenger RNA. RefSeq names its product RWD domain-containing protein. NCBI's taxonomy places the organism in Eukaryota, Fungi, Ascomycota, Dothideomycetes, Mycosphaerellales, Teratosphaeriaceae. Gene Ontology annotation, biological process: ubiquitin-dependent protein catabolic process; positive regulation of proteasomal ubiquitin-dependent protein catabolic process; protein polyubiquitination. Gene Ontology annotation, molecular function: ubiquitin conjugating enzyme binding; zinc ion binding; ubiquitin protein ligase activity. Gene Ontology annotation, cellular component: ubiquitin ligase complex; cytoplasm. The transcript has a single exon. The annotation marks the transcript as partial. The record is from RefSeq and is a predicted model, not a curated record.
GAUGAGCGUCAAGAGGAGCUCGAGACUCUGAAUGCCAUCUACCCGGAAUUGGUUAUACAUCCAGACGAUCCAUUCUCCGCCAGCCUGGAGCUUGAAGUGACGCCGACGAGACCACUGCUGGUGCGGUUCAUUCCUGGAAAGCCUGCCUCUGGCCAGCGGACAUCCUAUGCUGCCGCCACCUCCAACGCAGCGCACAUUGAACGGGACGUAGAAUUCUCCCAUCUGCCUCCGCUCAGCAUUCGACUCCAUCUGCCCGAACGGUACCCAUCAGAUGCCCCUCCGACGGUGCAGAUCACCACUCACUACGACUGGCUACCAGCGUCGAAGCUGAUCGAGCUGGAGAAGGAAGUUGUGUCUUUGUGGGAAGACUAUGGCCGAUGUCAGAUCUUGUUCGCCUACAUCGACUUCCUCCAGCAAUCUGCGGAAGCCGGAUUCUCCCUGGAACAGAGCCCCGAUGGUUGUCUCGUCCUGCCUGUCAGCUCAGAGGCAGCGCUCGUCGACUUCAACACAGCAACCAGGCAGGCAAAGUUCAACGCAGGCACGUACGACUGUGAAAUUUGCCUGGAACCGAAGAAAGGUUCAUCUUGUCACGCUAUGAGAACGUGCGGUCACGUCUUCUGCAAGACGUGUCUGCUAGACUUCUACAACAACGCCAUCACGGAAGGCGAUAUUUUGAGCGUCAAGUGUCUAUCCCCAACGUGCGGCAAGGACUCUUCAAAAGGAGCAUCUGUCGCGAAGCGCAAACCUCGGCCGCUUCUGCAGCCGCGCGAGCUGCUUGCGAUCGGGGCGGAGGAGAAGAUGGUGCGCCGGUAUGUGGAGAUGAAACGCAAAAAGAGGAUCGAGUCGGACAAGAGCACCGUGUACUGCCCGCGCACAUGGUGUCAAGGCCCGGCCAAAAGCACAAAGUACCCACCCAUCCCGGCGGACCUCACCACGCUCGUGGACCCGGAGUCUUCAUCAGACGAUGAAGGAGAUGCGAAGCCACCCGCCGACCAAAAGGAAAAGAGGACCGUUCCAUCGAACCCCUCGGACCGCCUUUCAGUCUGCGAGAAGUGCUCGCUGGCCUUUUGCAAUGUCUGCUAUAUGGGCUGGCACGGCCCUUUGGCGCGCUGCUACCCUCGCGAUCCGUCGGAGCUCUCGGCGGAGGAGAAGGCGAGCUACGAGUACAUUCGCCUGAAUACUACGCCCUGCCCGUACUGCAAUUCGCCGACGCAGAAGACGAUGGGCUGCAACCAUAUGAUCUGCGCCACGUGCCAGACGCCUACACAUUUCUGUUACCUCUGCUCUUCGUGGCUUGAUCCCCAGAAUCCCUACCAACAUUUCAACAAGCCUGGCACGCCAUGCUAUCAACGACUGUGGGAGUUGGAAGAAGGAGACGAAGGGCAAGCACCUGCAGAUGGGAGAGGUUUCGCAGGCGAGCGACACUGGGAGCAGCUGGCG